GUAUGCUCAUCGCUGUCCGCGGAAACAGACUGUGAACUUCUUUUCAUGGACCAAUGAGGAUGGACGGGAAGGCGUCUGGUCCUCCUGCCAAUCAGAGCCAACCCUUUGUCUCAGUACGGAGGUUGGACUAUGAGCUUCUGAAGUUGCUGCUGCUGCUGCUGCUGCUCCUGCUCCUCUCUCUCUGAAUGAAGAUUGAGCCUCACCCCAGACUGCAACUUCCGUCCUCUGUCCAACAUCGGAUUUGAGAAAGGGAGGAUUUGCAGCUAGAAAUCUCAAAACAAGAUCUUCUGGAGACAAUCAAUUGAUUGGCACGGGAAUACCAUCAGCCUUUGAAUCUUGUAGGAUUUUUUAUUUCUCUUUCAAAGCAGGAGCCUGCUUCGAAAGGUUUCAAACAUCACUGAGACUGAGGCACACAGACCUGAGUGAGAGUGUCCCAGUGAACUGACUGUGGGAAGAGCUUUAACUUGUCACACAGCCUGAAAUAGCAACACCUCAUUUGCAGCAGCGAGAGACAAUACGUAGUGUGUGAUCUUUCAGCCGAACAUCGAAGCUGGAGAGAGACAAGGAUUCCCACGUCAUGGAGAAACCGUGGAAAUGUGGAGACUGUGGGAAGGAAUUCAAAUUCCCGUACUUGCUUGAGAGCCAUCGCUGCCAUCACACCGGGGAGAGACCAUUCAUCUGCCUCAUGUGUGGGAAGGCAUUCACUCAGUCCUCUGCCUUGCUGACCCACCAGCGGGUCCACACCAGGGAAAGGCCGUUCUCCUGCUCUGUCUGCGGGAAGCGCUUCAGCGAUUCAUCUGCCCUGCGGAGACACCGGUGGGUCCACACCGGGGAGAGGCCAUUCUCCUGCUCCGUCUGUGGGAAGGCGUUCACCCAAUCACGCAUCCUGCAGAGACACCAGCAUGUCCACACCGGGGAGAGACCAUUCACCUGCUCCAUAUGUGGGAAAGGCUUCAUUGAUUCAUCUUCCCUGCUGACCCACCAGCAGAUUCACACCGGGGAGAGGCCAUUCUCCUGCUCUGUUUGCGAGAAGGGAUUCAGCUGUUCAUCCGACCUGCACAAGCACCAGCGGAUUCACACCGGGGAGAGGCCGUUCACCUGCUCUGUCUGUGGGAAAGGAUUCAGCUUGUCAUCCAACCUGUACAAGCACCGGCGGAUUCACACCGGGGAGAGGCCAUUCACCUGCUCCGAGUGCGGGAAGGGAUUCACCCAUUCAUCUGCACUGUGGAGACACCAGCGCGUCCACACCAAAGAGCGACCAUUCUCCUGCUCCGUGUGCGGGAAGAUGUUCAAUAAUUCAUCCGUCCUGCAGAGGCAUCAGCGUGUCCACACCGGGGAGAGGCCAUUCUCCUGCUCCGUGUGUGGGAAGGGGUUCAAUAAUUCAUCCGUCCUGCAGAGGCAUCAGCGCGUCCACACUGGGGAGAGGCCAUUCUCCUGCUCAGUGUGUGGGAAGGGGUUUAUUGAUUCAUCUUCCCUGUGGAAACACCAGCGGGUUCACAUUGAGGAGAGGCCAUUCUCCUGCUCCAUGUGUGGGAAGGGGUUUAUUGAUUCAUCUUCCCUGCAGAAACACCAACCUGUCCACACCGGGGAGAGGCCAUUCACCUGCUCGGAGUGUGGGAAAGGAUUCGCUAAUUCUUCUAACCUACUGACACACCAGCGGGUUCACACUGGGGAGAGACCAUUCAUCUGUUCUGUGUGCGGGAAGGGAUUCAUUGAUUCAUCUUCCCUGCGGAAACACCAGCACAUUCACACCGGGGAGUGGCCUUUCACAUGCUCAGAGUGCGGGAAGGGAUUCGCUAAUUCCUCCAGCCUGCAGAGACACCAGCGGGUUCACACCGGGGAGAGGCCGUUCCUCUGCUCUCAGUGCGGGAAGGGAUUUAGUCAGUCAUCCCAUCUGCUCAAACACCAAUCCAGUCACACUGAGUUGUGGAGCCUGAAACAAUUAUACAGCCUGGAAAGAGGAGUUCACAGGGGUGAGGAGCUGUACACGCGUUUGUGUGCGGCUGAAGCUUUGGCCAUGGAGAAACCUGAGGAAUCCCGCCCUGUGGAGAAACCGUGGAAGUGUGGCGACUGUGGGAAAGGCUUCCGGGUCCCAUCUGCCCUGGAGACCCAUCGGCGCAGUCACACCGGGGAGAGGCCAUUCACUUGCCCAGAGUGUGACAGGGCCUUCGCUCAUUCCUCCCACCUGCUGGCCCACCAGCGGGUCCACACUAGGGAUUGGCGGUCCAUCUGCCCUGUGUGUGGGAAGGGCUUUAUCCAGGCCUCCCACCUCGUGGCCCACAGUCGGGUCCACACGGGUGAGAGGCCAUUCAUCUGCUCUGAGUGCGGCAAGGGCUUCGCCCACUCCUCCCACCUUGUGGCCCACCGGCGGGUCCACACUGGGGAGAGACCAUUCGCCUGCUCGGAGUGCGGGAAGGCCUUCACCCAGGCCUCCCACCUCCGGACGCACUGGCGGCUCCACACGGGGGAGAAGCCGUUUGCCUGCCCGGAGUGCGGCAAGGCGUUCAGCGACCAGUCAUCCCUGCGCAGCCACCAGCGGCUCCACACCCGGGAGAUUCCUGGACAGAGCACUGGUGAGUGAACAGGAAACAAAAGCAGUCGAAACGUUUAGGGUUGCCAAGAGGUGAGGAAUGAAAUACAGUGCAAGAGAUUCAGGUUUUUUCUUUAAAUGCCUAUUCACAGCAUUGAUGAAGGAAGCACAUGCAAAGGUGUUAUUGACAGGUCAAGCUGGUUGGAAACAGGCGAGGUAGGAGUUUAUUGAAGGAAAACCUGUCCAACCUAGCAGCAACAAUGGAAAAGCAGCAUUGAGAGAGACUGCAGAAUCCCAGAGGUACAGAAGAAUUUGGGGACAUGAUAAAAUUAGCAUAAAGGUGCCACAAGGGAUUAAGGCAGAAAAUGACUGACUUUAUAUUCCACUCCCUUAACACAAAUGACAAUCUCUUUCUCCAUUUGUCAGUAGUAUUGAGGAGACCACCAGAUUUGGUUUCUUUACUUAAAUAAUGUAAAUACAUUUUGAAGUGGUUCAGAGCUAAUUUACUCACCUUAUAAUUGGGGACAAUGGGAUGUCGGGCUGGGCUUGUAUCAGUUAGAGCUGAGAAGAAUCCGAUGAUCUGAUGGAGGUGUAUAACAUCCCGAGAGGACUUAACAAUGUGAAUGUACAAACCCCUUCGUUCCAGAGACUAGAAAUGAGUGGACACAGUUAACAAAUAGGUGGCCUCUCGUUUAAGAUAGGAGAGUUUUGUUUUUCUCUCAGGGGUUCCCGAGUCUUUGGCAUUCAGUCCUUUAGAGACCAGCAUGGGGCUGGUGGUACAAUGCUUAGCGCUGCUGCCUCACGUCAUCAGGUACCCUGGUUCAUUUCCACUCUUGAGCAACUCAGUGUGUCACUUUUUUCAUGCCCCCCCCCCCCCCCGUCUGUGUGGGUUUCCUCCGGGUGCUCUGGUUUCCUCCCACAGUCCAAAUGAUAUGUGGGUUAUGGUGGAUGGGCCGUGGGAAAUGCAGGGUUACAGGGAUGAGGUAGCAAAGUGGCCCUGGGUGGAACGGUCAGUGUUGACCCGAUGGGGUGAAUAGCCUGCUUGCAUGCUGGAAGGACUCUGGAACUGCCUGAAGCCUGUAACUGACCAGAUGACACGUGGACACUUUCCUUACACUGCUUUUAUUCAAGCCUGCAGAGCCAUUUCCAGAAGACUGCAACAAACUCCCCAUAUAAUAAAAUACAUCAGUUUGA
Chiloscyllium plagiosum (whitespotted bambooshark) is the source of this 3724-nucleotide messenger RNA. RefSeq lists its product as uncharacterized. The record is from RefSeq and is a predicted model, not a curated record. NCBI's taxonomy places the organism in Eukaryota, Metazoa, Chordata, Chondrichthyes, Orectolobiformes, Hemiscylliidae. Gene Ontology annotation, molecular function: DNA-binding transcription factor activity, RNA polymerase II-specific; RNA polymerase II transcription regulatory region sequence-specific DNA binding. Gene Ontology annotation, biological process: regulation of transcription by RNA polymerase II. Gene Ontology annotation, cellular component: nucleus.